ACUAACAAGCCUUGACACUUCGACAUCAUGGCGUAGCGAUGUGGACAGACGGGGGUAACACUGGUUGGCACGGAGAAGUUCAGAAACUGAGCAUUGUGGAGGUUUUGUAAACAGUUGAGAAAACAAACUGAAGGAAAUCCCGAAAUCUUGUCGAACAGACUUCCGGUUAAUCAGUGACUAACGAUGAUGGCUGAUGCCAGCGACAUGUUGGCCGCCGCCCUGGAGCAGAUGGAUGGCAUUAUAGCAGGCUCCAAGGCUCUGGACUACUCCAAUGGGAUGUAUGACUGCCAGUCUCCUACCUCUCCCUUCAUGGGCAGCCUGCGGGCGCUUCACCUUUUGGAAGACCUCAGUAGCGUCCUGGAGUUGAUGGACACCGAUGAAAGGGAAAGUCUACGCUGCCAGAUCCCCGACUCCACAGCUGACAGUCUGGUGGAGUGGCUCCAAGGUCACCUGUCUAACGGGCACAUCUCUCUGAGCGGGGGCGACCACUACCAGGAGAGGCUUUCCAGAAUCGAAACUGAUAAGGAGUCUCUGGUCCUUCAGGUGAGCGUGCUGACAGACCAGGUGGAGGCUCAGGGAGAAAAGAUCAGAGACCUGGACCUGUGUUUGGAAGACCACAGAGAGAAACUCAAUGCCACAGAGGAGAUGCUGCAACAG
Molecule: messenger RNA, 657 nt
Organism: Notothenia coriiceps (black rockcod)
Lineage: Eukaryota; Metazoa; Chordata; Actinopteri; Perciformes; Nototheniidae
Product: liprin-beta-1-like
Exons: 5
Biological process (GO): neuromuscular junction development
Cellular component (GO): presynaptic active zone
Source: RefSeq, a predicted model, not a curated record